Molecule: messenger RNA, 1972 nt
Organism: Grammomys surdaster
Lineage: Eukaryota; Metazoa; Chordata; Mammalia; Rodentia; Muridae
Product: complement factor H-like
Exons: 9
Coding region: 1-1698 (565 amino acids)
Source: RefSeq, a predicted model, not a curated record
AUGUAUGUAUGUAUUUUAUUUCAAGUAAAACCUUGUGAUUUUCCACAAUUCAAACAUGGACGUCUAUAUUAUGAAGAACUACGGAGACCCUACUUCCCAGUACCUAUAGGACAUAAUUACAGCUAUUACUGUGACAAUGGGUUUUCAACACCUUCAGGGUCAUACUGGGACUACCUUCGUUGCACAGCACAAGGGUGGGAGCCUGAAGUCCCAUGCCUCAAGCAAUGUGUUUUCCAUUAUGUGGAGAAUGGAGAAUCUUCUUAUUGGGAAAGAAAAUAUUUACAGGGUCAAUCUGUAAAAGUCCUGUGUUACAAUGGCUAUCAUCUUCCAAAUGGUCAAGACAUAAUGACAUGUACAGAGUCUGGCUGGUCCCCUCCUCCCAAAUGCAUUCCUAUUAGAAAAGAGAGAACAUCCUGCCCUCCUCCACCACAGAUUCCAAAUGCCCAAGAGAUUGUAACCACAGUGAAAUACUUGGAUGGAGAUAAAGUAUCUGUUGUUUGCCAAGACAAUUACCUAGUGCAGGACCCAGAAGAAAUGGUGUGCAAAGAUGGAAGGUGGCAGUCAUUGCCACGUUGCAUUGAAAAAAUUCCAUGCUCCCAGCCCCCUACAAUAGAACACGGAUCUAUUAAAUUACCUAGAUCUUCUGAAGAAAGGAGAGAUUCAACUGAGUCCAAUAGCCAUGAACACGGAACUAGAUUUAGCUAUGUCUGUGAUGAUGGUUUCAGGAUAUCUGAAGAGAAUGUGGUAACCUGCUACAUGGGAAAAUGGAGCUCUCCACCUCAUUGUGUUGGAAUUCCUUGUGGACCUCCACCUUCAAUUCCUUUUGGUACUGUUUCUCAUGAACUAGAGAGUUACCAAUAUGGAGAAGAGGUUACAUACAAUUGUUCUGAAGGUUUUGGAAUUGAUGGACCAGCAUUUAUUAAAUGUGUAGGAGGAAAGUGGUCUGAACCACCACAAUGCAUAAAAACUGAUUGUGACUUUUUACCCUCAUUUGAAAAUGCCAUACCGGCUGAAAAGAAAAAAAAAUCAUAUAAGUCAGGAGAACAAGUUACAUUCAAAUGUCUACCACGUUAUCAAAUGGAUGGCUCUGACACUGUGACAUGUGUUAAUACCAUGUGGAUUGGACAGCCAGUAUGCAAAGAUAAUUCCUGUGUGGAUCCACCACAUGUGCCAAAUGCUACUAUACUCACAAGGUCCAAGGCUAAAUAUCCAUCUGGUGACAGAGUACGUUACGAAUGUAACAAACCUUUUGAACUAUUUGGGGAAAUGGAAGUGAUCUGUCUAAAUGGGAUUUGGACUGAACCACCGAAAUGCAAAGACUCAACAGGGAAAUGUGGGCCUCCUCCACCUAUUGACAAUGGAGACAUCACCUCCUUGUCGUUACCAGCAUAUGCACCAUUAUCAUCAGUUGAAUAUCAGUGUCAGAACUAUUAUCUACUUAAAGGAAAGAAGACAAUAACAUGUAGAAAUGGAAAGUGGUCUGAGCCACCAACCUGUUUACUUGCAUGUGUAAUACCAGAAGAUAUUAUGAAAAGACAUAACAUAGUCCUCAGAUGGAGAGAAAAUGAAAAGAUUUAUUCCAAAUCAGGGGAGAAUAUUGAAUUUAUGUGUAAACCUGGAUAUAGGAAACAAAGAGGAACUCCUCCACUUCGUACGAGGUGCAUUGAUGGUCACAUCAAUUAUCCUACUUGUGUAUAAAAUCACAAUACAAUUAUUAGUAAAUCUUAUGGGUGAAUCUUUGUUUAAAAAUGCACAUGCAUAUUACUAGUACAGUUUCAAUUUUCAUUUGAAAUAUUGUUAAGCUCAUUUCUUCUAGUAAGAAUAAACUAUUUUGUUAUAUGGCACUUAAUUUGUAACCUUAAAUAAUGUUUUCACAAUGAAAGAGCAGUGCAUUCAAAACUCCUACUCCAAAAUAUAUAUUCAGGGACAAAAUAUAUCAAUGCACAAAAAUAAAUGUAAGAUCUUCAAUGUU